Molecule: messenger RNA, 1067 nt
Organism: Sphaerulina musiva SO2202
Lineage: Eukaryota; Fungi; Ascomycota; Dothideomycetes; Mycosphaerellales; Mycosphaerellaceae
Exons: 3
Coding region: 284-961 (225 amino acids)
Source: RefSeq, a predicted model, not a curated record
GUUGUUAUGUGCACGACUGACUUUUUGUUUGACACCUACAUCAUCAUCAUCAUCUCCUGCUCCUCCCCAUCCACAAGCGUGUGAUAUCGUUUCACCUGCUCAACAAGCUCAAGCUCACAAACCUCAAACAGGCACUUACUCCCAGACUGCUCUCUCAAACAGCCGCAACGGAUCCUGCCUUGGCCUGACCUGACUCGAAAGACCAAACUUCCCGCAUCCUUCCACCAAAAGCAACAAAUCCAUUAUUACACUUUUUUCUUGAACAAUUUUUUUUUUGGAGAAAAUGCCUACUACGGAGAUCUUCCAGUGCCAGCUCAAGGCGGGCUCGAAUAUUGGAGAUGCGCAGAAUGAGGCUGCAAAAGUUGUAAAGGCUAUUGGGGAUAAGUUGAAGGUGACGCCUGGUGUGCAACAGAUUCAGUUUGGAAUGCAGAUUGAGAAACCCGAUUUUUUUCAGUUGUUCGUGACAUGGGACAACAUCACAGCCCACCAAACCUUUAUGAAAACGGAAGAAUACCAACCUUUUCUCGCGCACGUCCUCUCCGUCGUCUCCGGACCCGCAGGCAUGCUCCACGUCGACUUUGAGCCCUCGGACACAUUCACCAAAGCUACUGCAUCUGCCCCUGUGACGGAAGUUGCGACUUUUUACUUUGACCCUUCUUCUACUGCUACGACCCCGGAAGCGAAUGUGUUGAAAUUUAGGGAUAUUGUGAAUGCUGCGGGGAAGGAAAUUGAUGGGUUUUGGGGUGCUGCGGCGGGAGUUUCGCAUGAGAGUGAUGUCAAAUCACUUAGUACGGAGGGUGUGAGUGGUACUGCUGUGGUUUUGGUGUUGGGGUGGGAGAGUGUGGAGAAGCAUAUGGCUUUUCGGGAAACGAGCAUCUUCAAAGACAAUGUCCAUUUGUUCGCAGAUGGCGUCAAGGAAUUGGAGGUGCACCAUGUCCCGUUUCUGGAGUUUGUGCAGUGAGGUAAGAUAAGAUACCUAGGUCAGGUACCUCAGUGUGCAUCCAAUAGAUACAUACAUACCUUACAUAGAAACAUGUAAACCCCAACCCCGGAUCAUCGGGCUCUGC